Rotaria sordida is the source of this 755-nucleotide messenger RNA. The record is from the annotation of a GenBank genome assembly. NCBI's taxonomy places the organism in Eukaryota, Metazoa, Rotifera, Eurotatoria, Philodinida, Philodinidae.
AUGGAUGAAUCAAUGAAAACAAUCAUGAUGAAUGAAUUUUUAGAAAAACUAAAUGGGGCACAAAAUAAUGAAAUUUUAUUGGAUAAAUUGGAACGUGAACAAAAAAACAAAUUUUUAAAUGCACAGGAUAAUUAUCAAAAAGCUGUGAAAGAUUCCAAACAAUCAACAGCAACAAAUGUUAAUCUAGUUAAUAUAACAAUUUUAGAAGAUAUUAUGAAAUUCCAUGAAAAACUUACAAUUAUGGUCACAAGAGUUAUUCAAGAAUAUGAAGAUAAUAAAUAUAAAACAGAAGAAAAAAUUCAAUCACAUUUAAAUUUUAUUAAUUAUCCACGAUCACAAAAUCUCAUGGAAUUUGAUCCAUUGGUACUUGAUUGUACAUGUGAAGGUCGUGAUGAUCAUGAUGAUAUUCAAUUAAUAUGGUUUCAAAACAAUAAACAAAUUCAUCAAAAUGCAGAUAUUCGUCAUGAACGUGAAGGAAAUACAUUCAAAUUAUUUGUUACUGCUGUAUUUCCUGAUGAUUCAGGUGUAUUUUCAGCUUUAUUAAAAAGUAAAUCAACAAAUGAUGAACAACUUUCUUCUUGUUCAAUUAUUAUUCAACCUCGUAAUAAAGAAGCACUCGAUCCUGGAUUUAUUCAAUUUCCACAAAGUAUUCGUUCAAUGAAAGAUAGUAAAGCAAUAUUUAAUUGUAAAACAUCAGGAUCAACACCAAUCAGAGUUGGAACCGGUCCGGCAAUCCGGCUCCGGUCCGGCCGGAC